Molecule: messenger RNA, 4086 nt
Organism: Onychostoma macrolepis
Lineage: Eukaryota; Metazoa; Chordata; Actinopteri; Cypriniformes; Cyprinidae
Product: NACHT, LRR and PYD domains-containing protein 3-like
Exons: 9
Coding region: 390-3023 (877 amino acids)
Molecular function (GO): protein binding
Source: RefSeq, a predicted model, not a curated record
GAAGAAGAAGUUUCUGUUUCGUGUUUGUGGUUAAUUUCAGUAUUUGUGUUAACAUAAGACUAAGAUUGUGUAUUUGAGUGAAGUCUCAGGAUCGUUCAGCUGAAUGAUUAGUUUGAGUUUUUAACAUUCUAAAACUCUUCACUCCAAAGAUACUACAAGCUAGUCAGUGUAUUCAGCAGGUGUAAUGUAAGUUUCUUCAGAGGCAUAAGGUAUUGCAAGUAUUACAUACAACAAUAAUAAAACAUAAAGAAGGAAAUGUACUUUUGGUAAUUAAGUACUUUUAAAAGCAAGUACUUCUGUACUUUUACUUAAGUAAAAAUCUGUCUUUACUACCAGCAGUAUGUGUGCUUUCAUUCAAUAAUGGAGUUGUGUCUCUGUUCAGCUUCAUCAUGAAUCAAACACAAACACCCCGAGAUCAAGAGCUUUCUUCAGGACGCAGGUCAAUCCUGCAACACAGAUCAGUAACAAAACCCGUCUGUAAGAAAUAUGACCAGCCUAUGAAUCAACCACAAGACAGCACGUAUCCUGGUGUAAGGCAUGAAGUCCUCAACACGUUCAGAUCAAAUCUGCUGAAGAAGUUUGAGCGUCUGUAUGAGGGAACAGCGACGCAGGGAAACCCAACACUCCUGAAUGAGAUCUACACAGAGCUCUACAUCACAGAGAGUGAGAGUGGAGAGAUCAGUAAUGAGCAUGAGGUGAGACAGAUUGAGACACAAUCCAGGAGAGCAGCAACAGAGGACACAGCCAUCAAAUGCAGUGACAUCUUUACACCUUUACCUGGACAAGACAAAGCCAUCAGAACUGUGCUGACAAAGGGAGUCGCUGGCAUUGGAAAAACAGUCUCUGUGCAGAAGUUCAUCCUGGACUGGGCUGAAGGGAAAGAGAAUCAGGACGUCCAGCUCAUAUUUCCACUGCCUUUCAGAGAAAUCAACCUGAUGAAGGACAAAACACUCAGUCUUUCAGAUCUUCUUCAUGUGUUUUUCCCUGAAACUAAAGAAAUGGAAAUAUCCAGUGAUGAAUAUAAAGUGUUGUUCAUCUUUGAUGGUCUGGAUGAGUGUCGUCUGUCUCUGGACUUUAAGAGUAAAGUGAAACUGUGUAAUAUAUCUAAGUCAGCCUCAGUGGAUCUGCUGCUGAUGAACCUGAUUGUGGGGAAUCUGCUUCCCUCUGCUCUCAUCUGGAUCACCUCCAGACCAGCAGCAGCUGAUCUCGUCCCCUCUGAGUGUGUCCAUCGAGUGACAGAGGUACGAGGCUUCAAUGAGCCACAGAAGCAGGAAUACUUCAGGAAGAGAAUCAGUGAUCAGAGUCUGGCCGAUACAAUCAUCUCACACCUGAAGUCAUCAAGGAGCCUCUACAUCAUGUGCCACAUCCCAGUGUUCUGCUGGAUCUCAGCCGCUGUUCUGGAGAAGAUGUUGAGUCCAGCAGAGAGUGGAGAGAUUCCCAAGACUCUCACUCAAAUGUACACACGCUUCCUGAUCCUUCAGACCGACAUCAAACGUGAGAAGGACUAUGAGAAUAAGCUGACAGAUGAAGACAUGAUCCUCAAACUGGGGAAAGUGGCUUUCCAGCAGCUUGUGAAAGGAAACAUGAUCUUCUAUGAGGAAGACCUGAGAGAGUGUGGCAUUGAUGUGACAGAAGCAUCAGUGUACUCAGGAUUGUGCACUCAGAUCUUCAGAGAGGAGUUGGGCUUGUAUCAGGGGAAAGUCUUCUGCUUUGUUCAUCUGAGCAUUCAGGAACAUCUAGCAGCUCUAUAUGUGCACCUCUCCUGGACAAACCACAACAGAAAUGCAUUUGAGCCAAUCACCAAACAGAAAUUACGGUCUAAAGUGAAGGAAUGGUUUCAACAUGUUUCAUUAUCUGAGCUGCAUCAGAGAGCUGUGGAUGAGGCUCUACAGAGUAAAAAUGGACAUCUGGAUCUUUUCCUGCGGUUCCUUCUGGGUUUGUCAAUGGAGUCUCAUCAGAUUCUCCUACAACGAAUAAUGAUGCUGAAAAGAAGCAGCUCUGACAGCAAUGAGAAAACAGUUCAGUACAUCAAGAUGAAGAUCAGGACCAUUGACUCUCCAGAGAAAUCCAUCAAUCUGUUCCACUGUCUGAAUGAACUGGGUGAUCGUUCACUAGUGGAGCAAAUACAACAGUAUCUGAAAUCUGGAAAUUUAAGUGCAGCCAAACUCUCUUCAUCUCAGUGGUCAGCUGUAGUUUUUGUGUUGUUGACAUCAGAAGAGGAUCUGAAUGAGUUUCGUCUUGAUAAAUUUGUUAAAGGAAACAAUAAUCCUGAAAAUACGAAAGUUCUUCAGAAGCUGCUGCCUGUGAUUAAAGAAUCCAGAUCAGUUCAUUUGAUUUAUUGUGCCGUCACAGAUGAAGGUUGUGCUGCUCUGGCUUCAACUCUGAGAUCAAACCCCUCACACCUGAGAGAACUGAGUCUGUCUGGGAAUAAACUAGGAGAUUCAGUGAAGCUGCUUUCUGAUGUACUACAGGAUCCUCACUGUAAACUGGAGAAACUGAGGUUGAGUGAUUGUGGCGUCACAGAUGAAGGUUGUGCUGCUCUGGCUUCAGCUCUGAGAUCAAACCCCUCGCACCUGAGAGAACUGGAUCUGUCUGAGAAUAAACUAAGAGAUUCAGUGAAGCUGCUUUCUGAUGUACUACAGGAUCCUCACUGUAAACUGGAGAAACUAGAGUUGUAUGAUUGUGGCGUCACAGAUGAAGGUUGUGCUGCUCUGGCUUCAGCUCUGAGAUCAAACCCCUCACAUCUGAGAGAACUGAGUCUGUCUGGGAAUAAACUAAGAGAUUCAGUGAAGCUGCUUUCUGAUGUACUACAGGAUCCUCACUGUAAACUGGAGAAACUGAGGUUGUAUGAUUGUGGCAUCACAGAUGAAGGUUGUGCUGCUCUGGCUUCAGCUCUGAGAUCAAAUCCCUCACACCUGAGAGAACUGAAUCUGUCUGUGAAUAAACUAAGAGAUUCUGGAGUGAAGUUACUCUCUGAUCUGAGGAAGGAUCCACAUUAUAAACUGGAGACAUUAUACUAUUGACUCUCAGUAUUUAUCCGUCAGUCCAGUUUGGUCAGGAUCAGCUGAUGGUGAAUAAGGAGCCGCUACAGAGACGUCACAGUCACACAAUCAACAGAGACUGCGUGAUGGAGCCACAAAAACUUAGAGAUGUUCAUUUUCAGUUCAUUUUCCUGACUGACUCCCAACACUCGUUAAACAAUCAUUGACCAUGAAAACUAGAAUGUUACAUUAGAUUUAAAUUAAAUUGGAAUGGAAUGGAUACGUUUGUGACCCAUUAAAAUAGCCAUUAAAAGUGAACUCUUUACAGUUUCUAUUAAUGUUUUGUUCUUUAUCUGUAUGACCAAAAGUGACAGAGUAUUUUAAGUCGUUUCCUCUUUAAUAAGGAAAAUAUCCAAGUGAUCGCCGGAGUCUCUCGUGGGAAACAUUUGUAUUUGUUCAGAAUGAGAUGUAGGAACAUUUCUCUUUAAAUACAUUUUUAUUUUAUCUUUUUCUAGAUGUUUAUAUGUUGUUUAUAACUAAUAAUUUUAUAGCUGCUUAUAUUUUUUUAUUUAUAUUUUACUGUUUUGUAAACUGUAAAAUUUAAAGGAUUUUCUGACGAUUAGUUUUUUCUCUCAACACAAUUUUAACUGAUAUGUGUAUAAUGUAAAACAUUGUCAUGAAUUUGCAGUACCCCAUUUAUAAAAUAAUGUGCGAUACUGUAUCUCUGACUAUAUUCUCUUUUUCUCUUGAUAUCUGAACCCCUGAAAUAUUCCCUAAACCUGAUGCGAUAACAAACAGAAGCGGUUUGACUGCUUGUGUCUCUGUCCACUCAGUGUUUGACAUGAGAGAGUGUUUCUGAGUCUCUUCUCCAGGAGUGAUGCUGAUUUCUCAGCUGCUGAACAGAGGUCUGUCAGACACUGAAUUACUGAAUUAACAAAACACGCUUCACGCUGAGACUUCAUCCCCAAAGAACCCUUUAGAUGAGCAACCAGCUGGGAACAAAAGAGCUCGCUGUAAUUGACUCAAUUCAGAUUGCUGUUAGAAAAUGUAUUGGCAAAUUUAAAAACUGAUAAAUCAAGAGUGAUGUUCUGAGCUCAUUCUAACU